GCAACUUUCGACCUGGCAACGCUACUCUUCACCAGUAUUUCCCGACGUGUCUACUUGCAGAAAGAUCGAAAACUAGUAACCAAUAUGGCCUCCAUUACGCAGUUUCUACUCUUAUCACUUCGGAUUUCGGUCGAGGCCGAAGAAGUCGUCAAUGAAGCUAUCACCAUGCUACGAGAACAAAAGAGCAUUCGGCAUUUGAAAUGGAGCAUGAUAUUACAAGAAGACAAUAAACUGUGUAUAUUUGUUGAAUGGGUCGAGAAAUCUGCACUGGACAGAUAUCUACAAUCUGACGCCUAUCGGCGACUACUAGAAUUCAUGAAUUCUCAAACCACUGAACCCAUCACUUCUCAUAGUGUCGUAUUUGGCUCAUACGGCACUGCAGUACUUGAUAACAAAGGUGGCCAUGGUACAUCACCUGUAGCAGAGGUACUCUACAUGUAUUUUGGUGGUGUUCAAAACGAAUCUGAGAACUUUCAAGAUACCGCAACUGCAACCGUUCAACAAUUUCUAAAAGAAAUCGGCCAAACCGCAACUGGAAUGACAGGAGAAUCUUCAAUCGGUUGGAUGCUGGAUGAAGUUGCAUUCAAGGGCGAGAUGUGCAGGACUUGUGUUUUGGUUGUCGGGUGGCAGAGCGUUGAAAGCCAGCUAGAGUUUUUGGCUUCGAAGGAUUUCAGCAGCGCUCUUCCCAUUAUUGCCAGCAUGCAAGGAUUCAGAGGUGCACACAAAACCUUCGUUUCCAAUCAUACCAUACACUUCUCAUAG
This is a messenger RNA of Trichoderma harzianum CBS 226.95, 762 nucleotides long. RefSeq lists its product as hypothetical. The coding region runs from base 85 to 762 and encodes 225 amino acids. The record is from RefSeq and is a predicted model, not a curated record. The transcript has a single exon. Lineage: Eukaryota; Fungi; Ascomycota; Sordariomycetes; Hypocreales; Hypocreaceae.